This is a messenger RNA of Pomacea canaliculata, 500 nucleotides long. RefSeq lists its product as uncharacterized. Bases 16 to 432 code for a protein of 138 amino acids. NCBI's taxonomy places the organism in Eukaryota, Metazoa, Mollusca, Gastropoda, Architaenioglossa, Ampullariidae. The record is from RefSeq and is a predicted model, not a curated record. Gene Ontology annotation, molecular function: calcium ion binding. The transcript has 5 exons.
UUAACCAAAGUUACGAUGAAGAUCAUCAUCCUUCUUUGUCUUCUGACUGCUGUACUUGGCUACAGCUACAACGACACAAUGAUUGAGGAGGAUUUUCGCGGACUUGACAAAAACAGUGAUGGCAACUUUACCCUAGACGAAUUUGAGAAAAGACUCAGAACAACAGAUGUGAAUGGUGAUUCGAGGACUUCCUUUGUAGAGUUUCACAAGAUGCUCCGUCCUGGAAUACCCCUAACUAUCAGCUAUGCCUCUUUUAUCAUCUACGACCAGAUGGACAAUCAUAAGGACAGCAUCACCGAUAUCUGGGAUAUUAAAAUGACUUUGAGCCUCAUGGACAUAAACCAUGACAAGAAUGUGACUUUGGAAGAGUACAAACACCAUAUUGCAGAGAUGAACAAAAGAAUCAGGCAUGACUUUGGAAUUGCAAUUUAGUACCAACAGUCUGAAAAAUGAUUCCUGGAAGAGACUGAAAAUAAAUCUUUAACUACAAAGCAAAUGAU